AUGAGGACCAUGGCAGCCACGGAAGAGUGUGAUGUGCUUCUCACCCAGCCUGCUCCUGCCCCCGGGUGGAAGCUGGGCAAGGUGGGCCUUUCCGUGUCCAUGACCUUCGCAAGUCUGGUGGCUGUGGGCUAUUACGUUGGGCAUAAAGCUGCGCUUGCUGAAGCUAGCACAGAGUUCACCGGUCUCUCGGAGCUCUCGGUGCGUGAUGUGGCUCGAGCCAAGCAGGUCACACCCGGCCCGCUGUUCCAAGCUCACUCUGGCCAGAGCAACGAGCUGUUGAACAAGCACUUGAAGCGCAUCGCCCGCGGCAAUGUCAAGCCCUGCGAAGAUUUCUCUGCCGAGGAGCUCGUGGAUGUGGCCAUGCUCUUGGAGAAGCUUGGCCACCCUGAGCUGCAGAAACUCCACCAGGACAACGAUGAAGAGGGCUGGCUUGACCCGCGCGGGGACGAAGCGGUGAAAGUGGACUAUGGGCAGCUGCAGUCUUUGCCGCAGGAGCAUAUUCGGGUGGCAAUGAUGGAGAAGCUGUGCUACGAGGCCGCCAUGCACUUUACCCACAGUUUGCCCGACGCGGACAAGGCGAGCUUCGCAUCCAAGCACCCCAUCCCGUUGCUGCCUCUGCGCUCCGGAGACGACACCGAUGAGUUCCUUGUUCGCCGCCUCAGCGCCUCCCAGGGCCACAAAGUCUUCAUUACCAAGUGCGCGCAGUGUCACACGGUGAGUGCAGGCCACCACAUGCAGGGCCCCAAUCUGCACGGCCUCUUUGGCCGGAAGUCGGGAGCAACUGAUGGCUUUAGCUUCAGUGAGGCCAUGAAGCGUAAGGGCAUCACUUGGACGAAGGAGAGCCUCAUGCAAUACCUUAUCAUUCCCAGAAAGUAUGUGCCCGGCACGAAGAUGAUUUUUGCCGCUCAGCAGAGAAGCGUCAAGCAGAAGAUCUUGACCAUCAAAGGCUCCAUCCAAGCUAGGAUGGACUGGCACCUCAGCACUGGCCUCGCAACCAAGGGGACCCGCGCCUGGGAGCUGGGUCGGCUCAAGCUCAAGAAGUCAGCCAUGCCAGUCCCCGCUGUUCCGGUGCUAACCCCGGUGCACCCCGAGCAGGCGCUGCCGGAGAUCAGGAGCUACUCGACUGCCAGCGUGCCACCCAAAAGCUGGGGCACGCCUGCCGCUGCCAAGCAGCGGCUCCGGCGACGCCUGCAGAACGGCGCGCUGCAGCGCUUUCUUGUGGACUAUAAGUUCAAGGACCCCAACACACCAAGGUCUACCUGGAGCUUUCAUCUCUUCAGCGAGCAGCGAAUCUACCCCAUCCACGUUGCCGCGAAGCUUGGGGACUACCAGCUGGUCAGGAUCCUGCUGGCCGCUGGCGCCGACCGGGACAGCCAGACCUCCAAGGGCCGCAAGGCGGAGGACUUUGCGCUGGAGGCCAACACGAGCGGCUCCCACGAUCAUGUGCUGUCCUUGCUCAAGGGGGGUGCGAAGGUCGUGAAAGCCAGAGCACUCUACGAGUACUUGGGCUGA
Molecule: messenger RNA, 1512 nt
Organism: Effrenium voratum
Lineage: Eukaryota; Dinophyceae; Suessiales; Symbiodiniaceae
Source: the annotation of a GenBank genome assembly